This is a messenger RNA of Tribolium madens (black flour beetle), 1023 nucleotides long. RefSeq names its product replication stress response regulator SDE2. Lineage: Eukaryota; Metazoa; Arthropoda; Insecta; Coleoptera; Tenebrionidae. Bases 328 to 1008 code for a protein of 226 amino acids. Gene Ontology annotation, cellular component: nucleus. The transcript has 4 exons. The record is from RefSeq and is a predicted model, not a curated record.
UUGUGUGCUGCAUACUCAAGCAUGCCUCAAAGAAUACAGAAAUCUAUAAAGUAGAUUAAUUUCUUACGACAAGCUUAUGUAUUUAUAAUUGAUUAUUAAUGUAUUAUAUUUGUUAUAACAUAAUAUUUGCUUAACUUUGUUUUUAACACUUAUGUUUUGAUAGUAGUUGAGGGUUUUAUAGUUAUUACUGCUUAGCAUGGUGGCACCACUGUAGACUGUAGAGCUCUCUGACUCUCUCUGUGUUCUGUGUGUAGAAGUAGUGGAAUUAUCGAAAAAGUUAGACGAGAGUAACGUUUUUAAACAGUGUUUCGUCAAAGGAGUGUGAUAAUGGAGCUUUACUCAGGCCACAAACUUUUGUUAAAGAUGCUCUAUCCAUUGGAUUACAGAGGAAUUUCUUAUAUUCUGCAAAUUCCACAAGAGGAUUUCUAUCUUUUGAAGAACGGCAGACGUAUUCCUCAAAAUGAAGCUAACACUUUUGGUAAAGUUGAAGUUGUUUUUCGUUUGGUGGGCGGUAAAGGCGGUUUUGGGUCUAUGCUCAGGGCUAUUGGGGCCCAAAUUGAGAAGACUACAAACAGAGAGGCUUGUAGAGACUUGAGUGGUCGUCGUUUGCGCGAUAUAAAUGAGGAACAGCGACUAAAGAAUUGGAUUGCGGCACAAGCUGAGCGUGAAAAGGAAGCUGCUGAGAAAAAGCAAAAGAAAUUGGAGCGUUUGAUUGAACAACCAAAACAUGAAUUCAGAGAUGAAGAAUAUGAUAAAAUAAGGUCAGCGCUUCCAGAAAAAGUCGAAGAUGCUGUUAUUCAAGGUUUACAAGCGUCCUGUAGUACAAAAAGGAAAUCGGAUGAGAGUAAAGGUGGCGUUAAAAAGAAAAAACCUAAAUUAUGGAUUGAUGAGGAGUUGAGUGAAUCAGAUACAGAUGUUGACAGUGAAGAUGAGACUAAAGCAAAUAUUGGAUCUAGUAAAGAAAUUACACAGUUUCAUAUUGCAAAACGACCUCCACCUCCACAGUAGCCUCUAAAUGGUUCA